Molecule: messenger RNA, 1203 nt
Organism: Moesziomyces antarcticus
Lineage: Eukaryota; Fungi; Basidiomycota; Ustilaginomycetes; Ustilaginales; Ustilaginaceae
Product: cell division cycle protein
Exons: 1
Coding region: 1-1203 (400 amino acids)
Cellular component (GO): cytoplasm
Source: RefSeq, a predicted model, not a curated record
AUGGGUGCUUCAUGGCCACCACCCCACCGCCCCGGCCCGCACAGGAUGACCGACGACGAGCAGCGCACACCUUCGCCGCUCACGCCGCCACUCGAGGCGCUCUACUGGACGCAGUACGGCCAAUGGUACCCCAUCUUCCGCAAGCACGCACCCAAGUCCACGGUGAUCGACAUCCGCACCGUCGAGCCGCGCUUCCUCGACUGGCUGGGCGCCGACACGUUCAUCCUCCCCGACGGCAGUGGGCCCUCGACUCUACCGCGCUUCAGCUCCGCCAACUCCACCGGCUCCAGCUUGUCGCAUAGCGAUGACGAGGAUGAGGACGAGGAGGCGGAGGAGGCGGAGGCAGUGGUGAGGCUCUCGAGUCUGGAUGCGGCGAUCCGCGCGGUGGUGGAGCGGUACAACGGCGGGCCGGUGUUCGCCAAGCUCAACUGGAGUGCGCCGCUGGAUGCGAGCUUUAUGCUUGCGGGCAACAACCUGCAGUGCAUGCAUCCGGAGGACGUGUACUUGCUGCUCAAGAGCAGUGAAUUUGUCGGGCGCGAUCUGGAGCAAAUCAGCCAGACCCUUCACCCUUCGGACACGGCGGCGGACGGCGGGGCGGCACUUGAAGUGAGCACUGCGGAUGCGGGAGUGGUGGGAGAGAUUCGGCCGCAACUGGUGCUGAAAAAGUGGUUCCAGCUCGCAAGGUCGUACGAGUUCCGCUGCUUUGUGCGCGCACGCACGCUGCUCGCCAUCUCCCAGCGGGACAUGACGUUCUACGACCAUCUACAGGACACGCACCUCCAGGCACAACUACGCACCGCCAUCCACACCUUCUGGCAGACAGUAGUUGAAGGGGCGACCGAAUUUCCACUUCGCGAUUAUGUGCUGGACGUGUAUGUGACCAAAGACCUGGGGCGGGUGUGGAUCAUCGACUUCAACGCCUGGCUGCCGCGUACCGAUCCGCUGCUAUACACCUUUGACGAGCUGGAGCAGCUUCACCUUGACCCCCCCGCGCAAGCAGAGCUGCGCGUGCUGGAGGAUAAACGUCUCAGCUCCGCAGGCGGGACGGGCGCAACGUAUAGCAGCAACAUGGUCCCCACCGACCUGGUGCAGUUCGCCAAAUCCUCCUCCGCCGGCACAAAUUCCACUCACCCUCAGUCGGUCGAUCAAAUUGUUGCCAGCUGGAACGCCCAAGUCGACUUGGAAGACUCCCACACACCUUAA